CCAUUUUACAUUUUAUUUGGCUGUGUUGUGUCGUGAGGUACAGACGCGUAAUAUUGUAGUGCAGUGUAGUGAGUUUUCCCAAAUAAUUACAUGGCUUCAAGUCAGUGAUAGUUUGAAAUCGUCAUGUCUGAUUCGGAGGGCAGUAAUUACUCCGGGAGCGGUUCGGAGGCUGGUAGCGUGGUGUCGAACCGUUCCAGGCGGAGUGCCGCGUCGAAUAGGUCUGCGAGGUCUCGCUCGGUGUCCCGCUCUCGGUCCCGCUCGGGGAGCCGCACGCCGAGCCGGAGCCCGAGCCGCUCGCGCUCCUGCUCCCGGUCGCCUUCGCGUUCACGAUCGCGCUCACGAUCAAGGAGUAGGUCUGCCGGGUCUGGAGGCAGCCGUAACCGAGACAACGAGGCCAAGGAGGCUUCUGGUGAUGAAGAAGUUGAGGAUGAGGAAGAGCCAGAAGGCGAGGACCUUGUGGACUCGGAAGAGUAUGACGAAGAUGAAGAAGAGGCACGGCACAGGAAGAAACGGAAGAAGGACAGUCGCUAUGGAGGCUUCAUCAUUGAUGAGGCUGAGGUAGAUGAUGAAGUCGAAGAAGAUGACGAAUGGGAAGAGGGAGCCCAAGAGAUGGGCAUCGUCGGCAACGAGGUGGACGAGAUGGGGCCCACGGCCCGAGAGAUUGAAGGCCGGCGUCGCGGCACCAACCUCUGGGACACACAGAAGGCUGAGAAGAUUGAGGAGUACUUCCGCAACAAGUAUGCCGAUGAAUCCGUUGCGUUGAGACACUUUGGUGAAGGUGGCGAGGAAAUGUCUGAUGAAAUCACACAGCAGACUCUCUUACCAGGCAUUAAAGACCCUAAUCUAUGGAUGGUAAAAUGCAGAAUUGGUGAAGAAAAAGCCACAGUGUUGCUCCUUAUGAGAAAGUUCAUUGCUUAUCAGUUUUCUGAAGAACCAUUCCAAAUCAAAUCCGUUGUCGCUCCAGAAGGCGUGAAAGGGUAUAUUUACAUUGAGGCGUACAAGCAAACUCAUGUGAAAGCGCUUAUUAAUAAUGUGGGGACGCUUAGGAUGGGUAUUUGGAAACAGGACAUGGUUCCCAUUAAGGAAAUGACAGAUGUAUUGAGAGUAGUGAAGGAACAGUCAGGAUUGAAAUCCAAGCAAUGGGUAAGGUUGAAGAGAGGUUUAUACAAAGAUGAUAUAGCUCAGGUGGACUAUGUGGAUCUGGCUCAGAACCAAGUGCAUCUCAAACUGCUCCCUAGAAUAGACUACACUAGACUGCGAGGAGCUUUAAGAACAGUUCAGAGUGAGAGUGAAGCAGCAAAACGUAAGAAGAAGAAACGCCCCGCUGCCAAACCAUUCGACCCCGAAGCCAUUAGAGCUAUCGGCGGCGAAGUCACGUCUGACGGCGACUUCUUACUAUUUGAAGGCAACAGAUACUCCAGAAAAGGCUUCCUUUAUAAAAACUUUACGAUGUCAGCCAUAUUGGCUGAAGGUGUUAAGCCGACUUUGAUGGAAUUGGAAAGAUUUGAAGAGCAGCCAGAAGGAAUAGAUAUCGAGCUUGCAGCGCCUGCCAAAGAUGAUCCGACAAGUCUGCACUCUUUCUCUAUGGGUGACAAUGUUGAAGUGUGCUCUGGUGAUCUGGCUAACUUGCAAGCUAGGAUUAUAGCUAUAGAUGGCUCUAUGAUCACCGUCAUGCCUAAACACGAUGCUCUGAAAGACCCUCUCGUCUUCAAACCUAAUGAGUUAAGAAAGUACUUCAAGCAGGGUGAUCACGUAAAGGUUUUAGCUGGUCGAUAUGAAGGCGACACUGGUCUCAUCGUCAGAGUAGAACCUCACAGAGUUGUAUUAGUCUCAGAUUUGACUAUGCAUGAGCUGGAAGUGUUACCAAGAGAUCUCCAGCUUUGCUCGGAUAUGGCGACCGGUGUCGAUUCCCUUGGACAGUUCCAAUGGGGCGAUAUGGUCCAAUUAGAUCCACAGACCGUUGGAGUCAUAGUUCGACUAGAAAAGGAGAAUUUCCACGUCUUAGGCAUGCAAGGGAAAGUGAUUGAAUGUAAGCCUCAAGCUUUGCAGAAAAGACGCGAAAAUCGCUUCACAAAAGCGUUAGAUUCCGAGCAAAACACGAUACAGAAGAAAGAUAUAGUGAAAGUUAUUGACGGACCACACGCAGGUCGCAAUGGAGAGAUUAAACAUCUGUAUAGAAAUUUCGCUUUUCUGCAGUCGAGAAUGUACUUAGAUAACGGUGGUAUAUUCGUAUGUAAGACUCGACAUCUUCAGCUAGCCGGUGGUAACAAAAAUCCAUCAGCUACUAACCAAUUAUCGCUUGGGUUUAUGUCUCCUCGCAUUCAAUCUCCAAUGCAUCCUUCUGGCAGAGGUGGGGCUACGCCUAGAGGCAGAGGUCGCGGUGCGGGUCGAGGCGGAGGCGUCACCAGAGACAGAGAGCUCAUCGGACAAACCAUCAAAAUCACUGGAGGACCAUACAAAGGCAACGUCGGUAUCGUUAAAGAUGCCACAGGAAGUACAGCCAGAGUCGAACUCCACUCCGCUUGUCAAACUAUCUCAGUCGACCGGAGUCACAUUGCGAACGUCGGAGCUCCUUCCAAAGACGGUUCCUCGUCCUUCUACAGCCGUACCCCCGGCCGGACGCCGACGGCCGCCGGCGCAGCCACGCCCACGUACCGCGACACCGGCCUCAAGACUCCCAUGCACGGCUCCCAGACACCUAUAUACGAUGUCGGGAACCGUACGCCUCACUACGGCUCGGCGACGCCUUCCCACGACGGGUCGCGUACGCCCGCUCACGGUGCCUGGGAUCCCGCGGCGGCCGCCACUCCGGCUAGGACCGACUUUGACUACGGUCUCGAUGAAUCCCCGGCUUCAUAUCCCGCUCCGUACGCAGCGGGGCCGUUCACGCCUCAAACCCCGGGCACGAUGUACGGGUCGGACCACAGCUACAGCCCGUACCAGCCGUCGCCGUCGCCGGCAGGGUACGCGGCGGGUUAUUUGGGUACGCCGUCGCCGGCCGGGUAUUCGCCGAGAAGCCCGUUCGCCGGAGAGGCGGCCGGAGACUGGCACACCACAGAGGUGGAAGUCCGAAUCCGUGGCUCAGAAGACGACGGUCUGGCCGGUCUCGCCGGACAAACCGGCGUGGUCCGCGGUCUGUCCGGGGCUAUGUGCGCGGUCUACUUGCCCAGGGAAGACCGCGUUGUCAACGUGCCCGGGGCUUUGUUAGAGCCAGUUGUACCCGCAUCUGGAGAAAGAGUCAAGGUGGUGGCCGGCGAAGAGCGCGAAGCCGUCGGGCAGCUCAUCAGUAUCGAGAACCAGGAGGGCGUGGUCAAGUUCGGCACCGACGACAUCAAGAUCAUGCAGCUACGCCAUCUCUGCAAGAUGAGCACCGCGUAAACACCCUGUAUAACUUCAGAGUAACAUCCUGUAUAAUUUUCUGCUGAGAACCUAAAUAAAAGCCUUGUCUCCAUAUCGCGCGGCAAACCAUCGAACAAUGGCUCGCGCGGCAGCCGCGCGCAAUGCAUACCGGGCUAGCCAACUCGAUGGCUCGAUUAUUAACAUACAGCAUGUAAUAUAAAUCGACAAAAUGAUAGAAUGCAGCCUGUAUAUUCCAGCGACUAGAGAAAUACGAUUGAUAAGACAAUUGACAACAAUAUGAUUAUUUCAAGGGUAAAGCCCCUUUGAACGCCACGCAAUGCGCGAACGUUGAUUAGAUAUUUGCCUGUAGCCGCGCGCGUCAGUUGACGUCUUUCUCAAAAGGGUAAUGGGUCACCUUAUAAUUAAAUAUGCCGAGGACGUAGCACUGGUAUUAAGACGCCCUGUAUUCUAUGUGGACUAGACUAUUGCAGACAUUGAAUAUGCUUUUGAGCAUCCUUCAUACUCUCUUGUAAGAAAAUCCAUUUUGUUUAGCGCAGUCUAAUUUUGUUACUUACAAAGGGUAUCCCGCUAUAGAAAAUGCUUGAUUAUGUGUAAGCACUUUUUUAUGAAAUAAGUGAUUAUAUUUAUUUCAUUUCCAUUGUUCUUCUCAUCUUUAGUUAAUCUAUUGAUAGACCGUAUUCCAAUGGGGAAUAUUAUAUUUUUGUUGACGUCAAAUCAUUUUACACAUAUUUUACAAACAUACUUCUCGAACCAAGACGGCAUUCGUCACAAGGUAAUCAUCUAUACAGGGUGUUAUUUCAAACACGUAUCUUGCGAGGUCAAUAUACAGGUCAUACCGAGUACCUUUUACUAUAGGACCAAUCCCGAAACCGCAAAAAAAAAAUUGUUUCAUACAUUUCGUCUGCAGAUGUUGAUGUGUUAUAUGAGCCAAUUUUUCAUUUAUUUCGGGAUGGUCCCAUAACAAAAGUUGCUCAGUCAGUGCUUAGUAUGAAGUUUUAGCCAAGAGUUGAAAAACACCCGUAUACUUACAUACAUAGAGUAACGUACCGGGAAUUGUCGAGACCAAAUUAAAGUUUGACAAAGACCUUCCAUAGUCAGAUUAUAAUUUAUCAUCGAGGGAGAAGACAUCGUUAUUGUUCUAAGCUUAAACUUCCGUGUAGAAGUUGUGAAAUUAAGAUGUUAUUUAUUUA
Messenger RNA from Cydia fagiglandana, 4550 nucleotides. RefSeq names its product transcription elongation factor SPT5 (gene Spt5). Gene Ontology annotation, cellular component: DSIF complex. Gene Ontology annotation, molecular function: mRNA binding; protein binding. The record is from RefSeq and is a predicted model, not a curated record. NCBI's taxonomy places the organism in Eukaryota, Metazoa, Arthropoda, Insecta, Lepidoptera, Tortricidae. The transcript has 6 exons. Gene Ontology annotation, biological process: transcription elongation-coupled chromatin remodeling; transcription elongation by RNA polymerase II; regulation of transcription by RNA polymerase II. The coding region runs from base 124 to 3378 and encodes 1084 amino acids.